ACCUCUACCCUCCAUAUGCCAGAUCAUGCGAUAUUUUCAUCCCCUCCUGCCAUUACACUUCACGCUAUUUCACCUCGAAAAGGGGUAAAAAUAUCGCACGAUCUGGCAGCACAGGGUAAAACAAGCAGAGCGUCGUUUGAUUCACAAAUCGCAAUUCGUCGUCGAACCGACAACACGUGCAACAAUUUUUAGUGACGCAUACAUAUAUUACAAAUAUUUUAAAAAUAAUUCAACUAUAUCUGUGAAUAUUAUUAAAUAAAUAAAAAAUGUCUUUAAUAAAACUUGAGAGCAAGGACAAGAAAGUUUUCGAGGUUGAUAUUAAAGUUGCCAAGAUGUCGAUGACCAUUAAAACCAUGUUGGAGAAUCUUAGAUUGGGAGAUAACCAUGACGAAGUGGUGCCUCUACUUAAUGUAAACUCGGCAAUCUUAAAAAAAGUUAUUGAAUGGGCUGAGUAUCACAAGGACGAUCCACCAGCUCCUGAAGACGACAAAACUCGGGAAAAAAGGAGCGACGACAUCAGUGUCUGGGACUCAAAAUUCCUGGAAGUUGAUCAGCCAACUCUCUUCGCCCUGAUCCGCGCUUCUAAUUACCUAGAUAUCAAGGGCCUAAUGGACGUAACUUGCAAAACUGUCGCCAACAUGCUUAAAGGAAAGAAUUUUGAUGAAAUUGAAAAGAAUUUCAACCUGCCUCCAACCAAAAGUCCUGUUGAUAAUGUCCAUGUCGUAAAAGCAAAAGCUAACUGGCCCAUGGAGAAGGAUACAGAGACGAACAAGGAGAAUAGUCAAUGAUAAAGUUACUUUUAAGUUUAAACAUAAUUUAUUAAUCGAAUAAUUUUUUUUCAUUAUUUAAUUGUAUUUUUGAUUUCUUUUUUUCUUAUAUUGCGAGAAAUUGUUUUGUUAUAGGACCAAAUAUUUAACAAAACAUAUACAAGCAUACGAUUACACUUGAUGACCAAUAAAUAUAAUAUCUUAAUUUGUUGUUACAUGAAAUAAAAAUGAUAAUAAUUUCGGUAAUUGUACAGUGUUACUAUGUGGUAAAAUGAAAAAUUA
Molecule: messenger RNA, 1049 nt
Organism: Microplitis mediator
Lineage: Eukaryota; Metazoa; Arthropoda; Insecta; Hymenoptera; Braconidae
Product: S-phase kinase-associated protein 1-like
Exons: 1
Coding region: 267-788 (173 amino acids)
Biological process (GO): SCF-dependent proteasomal ubiquitin-dependent protein catabolic process
Cellular component (GO): nucleus; cytoplasm
Molecular function (GO): cullin family protein binding
Source: RefSeq, a predicted model, not a curated record